GAUGACGCAGGACGUUGUUUACCGCUGCAGGGUGUUUGUGUUGAGCAAACCUUCACCUUUAGUCUGAUUUAUCCUCGAAAACCCUCGAAUGGCCACGAGUGAACGUGCAGGUUAAAAUAGCUCAAAAUGCUCCGACGCCACUGAGGAAGCAACAAUGACAUAGACGGAGGAAGAAUUGUGGCGUCUCGUCCUUUGGGGAGGGCAGGCCUUCUCAGAAAUGGCAACCGAACUUCAUGAAACCAUAUAUGUGGCCAAGCAAGAGCGCCACAAGAACCUGUUCCUCAACUACAAAAACCUCAACAAUUUCCCCGUGGAGCUGCUGAAAGAUGAAGGCCUGCAGUUCCUGGAGAGACUGUACAUGAAGAGGAACUCUCUCACUACACUGCCUGAUAAUCUUGCUCAGAAGCUCCCAAAUCUGAUAGAACUAUAUUUGCACUCAAACAACAUUGUCAUUAUUCCUGAAGCUAUUGGAAACUUAGCCAGGCUGCAGUCGUUGGAUCUGAGUAACAACGCCCUGCAGCUCCUCUGUCCAGAGAUCGGCCGACUCAGAUCGCUGCGGCACCUGAGGCUGUCCAACAACCGGCUGAAGUGCCUUCCUGCAGAGCUGGGUGACCUGCAGGACCUGGAGACUCUGGAUCUGUCCAUGAACCAGCUCAAGUCCCUUCCCGAGCGGCUGCACCGCUGCCUCUUCCUGCAGAACCUCACGGUGGACCACAACCUGCUGACCCACGUUCCCCGGCAGCUCUGCUGGCUGCACCGCCUCAACCAGCUCUCCAUGGCCGCCAACCGCCUCAACUUCCUCCCCCUCGAUCUGGGCCGAUCGCGGGAGCUGCAGUUCGUGUUUGUGGACAACAAUGCGGACCUGAAAGGCCUCCCCUCCUACUUAUACAACAAAGUCAUCGGCUGCAGCGGGUGUGGCGUGUCUCCCCAGGCUCCACACGCUGACCUGAACGACGCCCUGGGGAAGGUGCUGAGCGAGGCCCUGGUGGGUCUGCCGGCCGAGGUGAAGGUGGUGGGCUCAGAGACGGACGGCGUGGUUCCGCUGGAGGAGCUGGCCUUGAGGACGCUGCACCGCCUCCACCACCACCGGCCCACAGACCUCAACCUGCUGCCUCCCAUCGGCCUCCCCAGGAGCCUGCUGGACCUGCUGCAGUUCCCCCUGGGCCACUGCCACCGCUGCAGCCAGGCCAUGUUCACCAUCAUCUACCCCAAACUCUUCCCCCUCCGGGAGACCGCCCUGGCCGGCGUGCACCGCAGGACCACCGUCAGCUUCGUGGCCUACUGCUGCUCCAGCCACUGCCUCCGGACCUUUGACCUGCAGGGCUGACAGGACUCCCCGUUCUCCUCCUCCUCCCUGCCUCGGCCCAAGAGCCCGUCCAUCUGCUCCCAGAGGACGACGGGAGACCUCCUGACUCCACCGUGCGGCGAGCGGUGGAUGUGAAAGGUCAUCGAGCAGCAGUGCAGCGACCCUGCACUCCGACAUGUUGGGAACUUCACAUUUUAUCUCCUGAGGCGAAGACUGAAAGUAAACACGAGGUUGUGAAGUCUACUAAGCUCUCGGAUGACUGUUGGAGUCAUAAUAACUGUUAUUUAUUAACAGUGCACUUCUGUGUUCUUUCCCUGAGACCAGAGAAGCUUUUGAAAAGACACUUUUCAUUUUGUUUUCCUCUCACAGGCUUUUUGCAGCUGACACAUCGCCUUGAGUUUGAAGUCAUUGAAGUUUUAACAUUUGUGAAGUUUCUUGCACAGAAUAUUUCAAGAGUUAUAAUAAGAGACCGAGUGUUUGUCUGUUUGGUGUUUGGGUCUGAAGAAGCAGAGAAAGUCAAUGCAAAGUGUGAAAAUUCUACAUUCAUUAAAAAUAUAGAUGUAAACAUAUUAAACAGCUCUUGAUUGUGUCAGAUUUUAGGUUUUAAAUAACUGGGAAACAACACAGUGAAAACAUGUUUUGCUCUUCAGAAAGGUUUCAGUGACUCACUAAAACGUUCUUCAAACAAACAGUGAGACUUGCUUUAGUGUAACGUCGGAGGAUGACCAGUUUUCCUGGUUUGAACCUUCUGAGGUUGUUGUCCUUCAUUUCCAUGUUAAACAACUCAAAUAUUGACGGAUGUUUGACUUAGUUUUUUUCAUUAAAGGUCAAAAUAUGAAGAAUGU
Molecule: messenger RNA, 2151 nt
Organism: Salarias fasciatus (jewelled blenny)
Lineage: Eukaryota; Metazoa; Chordata; Actinopteri; Blenniiformes; Blenniidae
Gene: lrrc28
Product: leucine rich repeat containing 28
Exons: 10
Coding region: 218-1327 (369 amino acids)
Cellular component (GO): cytoplasm
Molecular function (GO): protein binding
Source: RefSeq, a predicted model, not a curated record